AUGUUCACCAAAAAGAGAUCUGAGCCAGAGUCAAAUGCUGGUGGUACCACAAAUCUAACGGUUAAUAAAUUUCAAUUAAUGUACAGGAUGGAACUACGAAAAGACCCUCGUGCGUGGGGUGACAUGAAGUCGCCACUAUUAUCAUGUCGUGGCACUUAUGAAUAG
Messenger RNA from Sphenostylis stenocarpa, 165 nucleotides. The record is from the annotation of a GenBank genome assembly. NCBI's taxonomy places the organism in Eukaryota, Viridiplantae, Streptophyta, Magnoliopsida, Fabales, Fabaceae.